AUGGCGACGACGCAACAAUUAGAGAAGGAUGCAGACUUUAUGGACAAGUACAGUCGCCAGAUUGGUGCCUUUGGACUCGAAACCAUGGCCAAGUUGGUCAAACUCAAAGUCCUUAUUGUAGGGCUAAAGGGUGUAGGCAUUGAGUGUGCCAAGAACUUGAUCCUCGCAGGUCCCGGCGCCAUCACGUUGCAUGAUGACGACAUUGUCGAGAUACAAGAUUUAGGCAUCAAUUUCUUUUUGACGGAGCAGGACGUGGGUCAUCCGCGUGCUCCUGCAGUCUCCCACAAGUUGGCAGAGCUCAACAAGAUGGUGUCGGUAGCUCUGCACAAAGGGCCUCUUACAGAAGAGGUGCUGGCCAAGCACAAUGUGGUGGUCUUUACACACACGAGCCGUCACGAACUGCUGCGCUGGAAUCACUUUUGUCGUCAGCAGUCACCACAGAUUGGAUUCAUUAUGUGCGAUAUCCGCGGCGCCUUUGGCUACGCAUUUACGGACUUUGGCAACGAGUUUAAGAGCUUUGACGCGACGGGGGAAGCACCGAUUACUCGUAUCAUCACGGACAUUACAAAUGAGAAGGAUGGAAUGCUGUCCAUUUUAGGACCUAAUGAAGACGGUAAGAUGCACGAGAUGCCAGACUCGGACCACGAUGGAUGGAUUGAGAUUAGUGGAGUGCAGGGAAUGAAGCUGAAAAGCAACUUGAACCAGUCCAUUAACACGAUGGGCCCACGUCGCAUCAAGUUUGCUAACAAAAAGGUGUUUCGUAAUGGGAAGCAGACGGAAGUUUUUGAUGCGUACCGACUGAAGAUCGGCGACACAUCCGACUUUACUCCGUAUGAAGGUGGAGGCGUAUUUACGCAACACAAAAAGCCAUUCAUAAUGAACUUUAAAUCCCUGGAGGAAUCGCUAGUCUCUCCUGUGCCUGCAGGCGAGUUUGGACUCAUGUUUACGGACGGAGCCAAGUUUGGUCGUGCAGAGCAGCUACACGUCAUCAUGUGGAGUCUCAUGGAGUUUGAGGAGCGUUACGGUCAUUACCCGAGACCACACAAUGACGCGGAUGCUGAUGAAGUUGUAACAAUUGCUAAGCUGGGUAUUCAGCAUCUCUCGGACUUUACUCGUGAAGGUGCCCAUCAACAGGAAGUGAUGCAGCUGGAUGAACUGGAUGAGAAGUUGGUGCAACUGGCAGCACUAUACGCCGCUAUUGAGUUGCAUCCUCUUGCUGCUUUCUAUGGCGGCGUCAUUGCUCAGGAGAUUGUCAAGUUUACUGGCAAGUUUACACCACUGAAGCAAUGGCUGCACUUGGAUGCGUUCGAAGUGUUGCCCGAUGAGCGCCCGACGGACGUGGAGCCAAUCGGCUCGCGGUACGACCACAUGAUAAUGGCCUAUGGUCUGUCGUUCCACAAGCAGCUUGGAAAUGUUCGUACGUUUCUGGUGGGGUGCGGUGCGCUUGGAUGUGAGUACCUGAAGAACUUUGCCAUGAUUGGUAUUGCAUGCGGCGAAAAGGGUCUUGUGACUGUAACGGACAAUGACCGUAUUGAAGUGAGCAACUUGAAUCGUCAGUUUCUCUUCCGGGAGCACAACGUUGGCCAGUCCAAGUCCGUUGCUGCUACCGCUGCAGUUCGCCAGAUGAACGCAGAUCUGAAGGUAAAGACUCUCGAGCAGUUGGUGGCGGCGCAUACGGAAAACACUUUCGACGACGAUUUUUGGACUGACCUGGACGUAGUCACCAACGCCUUGGAUAAUGUGAAGGCUCGUCUAUACGUGGAUAGCAAGUGUGUCUUUUACAAGUUGCCUUUGCUGGAGAGUGGUACACUAGGCACGAAGUGUAAUGUACAGGUUGUGAUCCCAUAUAAAACACAGAGCUACGCGGAUGGCCCGAAGGAUGCUGAAGGGGACGGAAUUCCAAUGUGCACGCUACGAAACUUUCCAUCCCUUAUCGAACACUGCAUCGAGUGGUCGCGCGCUCAGUUUGAAGAUCUAUUUGUUGUGCCUUCCUUAGACGCUAAGAAGUUUGUGGACGACCGCGCAGCGUAUUUGGAUCAAGUCAAGAAGGCUACCAUAGAAAAUCCGAACCCGAAACUCGUUUCAGCGGCUAUUGUGCAGGAGCUCGAACGUCUUCGUGACCUGCGUGCCGCCUUACAGACGGCGAAGGGUAUCACGUUCGAGCGGUGUGUUGAGCUGGCAUUCGAGCUCAUGACCUCGCGCUUUCGCGACCGUAUUCUGCAGCUUGCUCACAAUUUCCCGGAGGAUCAUCUGACCAGCUCUGGAGAGAAGUUUUGGUCAGGUGCCAAGCGUUUCCCUCAAGCAGUGGAGAAAUUUGACCCAGAAAAUCCGCUGCAUCUGAACUUUGUGCGUGCCACUGCCAAUAUUUUGGCUGUUUGCUACGGGCUUCAGCCACCUCCUGAGCAGAAGCUGGUUCCUGGUGGUUCUAGGUGGCGGGAUCCGUCCAUGUAUGCGGAGCUCGGUAGUAAUUACGUUCCGCCGACUUGGAAGCCGUCGAACGAAAAAAUUGCUGCUGACUCGGACGAAAUGAAGCGUUUGGAGCAGGAGAAAAUUAUGAAUUCGAGUGACUCGGAUAAGAAUGAGCUCAUCGAGUUAAUACGCGAGCUGGAAACGCUUGACCUUUCGGGUUUGCAUUUUGAGCCGGCGGAUUUCGAAAAGGAUCAGGACAUGAAUUUUCACAUUGAUUUCGUUUACGCAGCGUCGAACUUGCGGGCCUUCAACUACCGCAUCCGCGAUGCGUCGCGCCACAAGUGCAAGAUGAUUGCAGGGAAGAUUAUUCCGGCCAUUGCUACUACCACAGCGUCCGUGACCGGCUUAGCUAUGCUGGAGAUGCUGAAACUCAUGCAGCGCAAGGAGCUGGAGGCUUUCAAAGACUCAUCCAAUUCGUUGGGAUUGAAUAUGUACUUGAUGCAGGAGCCAGCGGUUCCAGCUCGUGCUAAGGACGAAUAUGAUGUGGUGGAAAUGUCGGAGGUCAAGUGCAAGCCUACUGGAUUCACCAAGUGGGACUCUACUGUCAUUGAGCUGUCGUCUAAGUCAACUCUGGAGGAUUUUCUGGUUCAAUUCAAGGAAAAAACGGAGCUCAACUGCGACUUGCUGUUCCACUGUGUUGCGGAAAUGGGCAACACUAGCGCAGCCGACAAGGAUUUGCGUUAUCGGACUGUCAGCGGUUUGAUGCUUUACGACCGCAACGCCUACGACAAAGCGCUAAAGGAUCUUUAUGCCAGCCAGAUGAAGAAGCCUCUGCGGGCAUUUGUGGAAUCGCGUUAUGAAGGACUCGUAAAUUGCAGUCGCAAGUACAUUGAGCUGCAGACUUCGUGUUCCGAUGACGCCGACAACGUGUACAAGGUGCCAACGGUCAUUUGCAAGUUCAAUUGA
Messenger RNA from Peronospora farinosa, 3375 nucleotides. Lineage: Eukaryota; Oomycota; Peronosporomycetes; Peronosporales; Peronosporaceae. The record is from the annotation of a GenBank genome assembly.